Messenger RNA from Annulohypoxylon truncatum, 1238 nucleotides. RefSeq lists its product as uncharacterized. Bases 1 to 858 code for a protein of 285 amino acids. Lineage: Eukaryota; Fungi; Ascomycota; Sordariomycetes; Xylariales; Hypoxylaceae. The record is from RefSeq and is a predicted model, not a curated record. The transcript is spliced from 5 exons.
AUGCGGUGCCGUGUCCCAGUUCUACAGGCAGAAGGCCAGCGACUAGCAGAGCGCCAGCACGGACCAGUGGCUCGACACGUAGACCUGGACACACGGGGCAGGAGAUCUCAGCGAACGCGAACGGGUUCGCCACCGUGUUCGAGCAGUUGGGCCCUCGGCACCCCGGACUGGGACAUGCCGCGACGACGGGCUCCGCCAGCUCGUGCGCACCUGGACCCGUGCGACAAUCGCGUGCUCAACAGCCGUGGCGGCGACGACGACAUCCAGAACACGACGGUCUUGACGCUUAGGGAGGUGCUUAAUGCCGUGACGACUGUCAUCGGCAUCGGCGCUUCGUUCGCGGGGCUGGGCGAGGGGAUGGCCUGCAAUCAACACGCGGACCUCGGCGCCGUGCUCUCCAAAGUCGUCAUCGAAUCCAUGAAGAGCUUCACCUCCGCCAACAACCAGCUGAUGUCCGGAUCCACCUACGACAAAAUGGGGGACAUCAAAUCGUACCUACAAGGCAAGGCCUUCGUCGCCUUCGGCGGCGUGGACAAGAACGGCGUGGUCGACGUCACGAACGCGGUCCUGCUCGGCAACGCCGUCAACGUAGCCGUGGCGGCAGCAGAAGAUCUUCAUCCUGGGCGGCAGCAACUGCGGGGACGACGGGCAGGGCAUCGGGACAUGGGGCCUACUAGGGACUACAGGAUCUGCCGCGACGGGAAGGGCGUGGUACUUGUACUAUUGGCACGAGGGCAACGGCGACUUCUUGUUGAACAAGUAAUGGGGUACGCGUACGAUGCGAACAAAGCCGGCGAGCGCGUGCACGAGGCGCUGCAGGGCGGGUGGAGGAACCCCAGCUCCCAGAGCCCAUCGUAGAAAAUGCACCUUCACGAUCCUGGUGUGCGAUGUGAGCGGCGCGAUUCGGCCAGAGCUGGCUCGACGAGCAGUAUAUCUUCGAGGAGUACGGCGGCGACGCCCGACCGGUGUGGUGCGGGCCAAUCUGUAGCAACGGCUGGGACAAGACGCAGCGGUCCAUCAACGCGGCGAAUAUGAAUGAUUUCAAGAGUCCGAAGCAUAUUUGCACCGAGAAAGGCGUUGAUAUUCAGUAUUAGUUUUCGGAUGCGGUAAAUGGUAUUUUUCUUCUUUUGGUUCUUAGAUAAUUAUUAACCCUUGGAAUUACGCAGAUAUUUCUCCAGUGGAUCAUUAAUCGAAGUGACCUUUGUGAGAUCUUUCAAAUCCACCCCUUCUACGGUCGG